AUCAUUACUUUCAACACACUUACGAGUUACGAGUUUCUCUAUUCACUAAGCAUAACGUUUUCCCAAGCUCCCAAUUUUCUAGUGUCUCUUACUCGAAUCACGAAAAUGAAAUUCACUUUUGAUUCUAAAUAUUGUCGAUCAAGUGAAUUAAAAUCUUUCGAUGAUACAAAAGCUGGUGUUAAAGGGCUCGUCGAUGCUGGAGUUACCAAAAUCCCUCGAAUCUUUCAUCAACCUCCCAAUGCUUUAUAUAACAUUUCACACACUCCGAAUAAUCUUGACACAAAGUUCAUCUUUCCUAUUAUAGAUCUUCAAUGUAUCGGAAAUGGUGCAGUUUCGCGAAAGGAGACUAUCGAAAAAGUACGAAAUGCGUCUGAGAGUUGGGGAUUCUUCCAAGUUGUUAAUCAUGGGAUUCCUAUCAAUGUUUUUGAGGAGAUGAAAGAUGGAGUUCGUCGAUUUCACGAGCAAGACACAGAUCUGAAAAAGGGAUAUUAUACUCGCGAUUCAGCCAAAAAGGUAAUUUUUAAUAGCAAUUUUGAUUUGUUUACAGCACCAGCAGCUAAUUGGAGAGAUACGCUCGCUAUCCAAAUGGCUCCUCAUCCUCCAAAACCUGAGGAGACUCCAGAAACUUGCAGGGAUAUAGUGAUGGAGUAUUUCAAAGAAAUAAUGAAACUGGGAAACUUACUGUUAGAAUUGCUAGCAGAAGCUCUUGGUCUGAAACCUGACCACUUGAAAGAAAUGGACUGUGGCAAAAGUAUUUCUGUUGUGUGCCAUUACUAUCCACCGUGCCCUGAGCCGGAAUUGACCUUAGGAACAAGCAAGCACUCGGAUGGUGACUUCCUCACUGUGCUUCUCCAAGAUCAUAUCGGCGGAUUACAAGUACUCCAUCAAACCCACUGGAUCGAUGUUCCUCCCAUGCACGGUGCCAUAGUGGUUAACAUUGGAGAUCUUCUACAGCUGAUAUCAAAUGACAAGUUUAAAAGCAAUGAGCAUAGAGUUCUGUCAAACUGUAAAGAAGAAGCAAGAGUAUCAGUGGCAUGUUCUUUUAGUACACCUUUAUCGCCUGUACCAAGACGUUAUGGACCGAUUAAAGAGCUGUUAGCGGAAGAUAAUCCUCCUAAAUAUCGAGAUACUACAGUCAAAGAAUUUGCUGAUCAUUUUAAUGCGAAAGGCCUUGAUGGAACUUCUUCUCUUCUUCAUUUCAAGCUUUGAAAACUAGCUGUCCAACCGGGCUGGAUUUAUUUUGCCCUUAUUUACGGAUUUAUUUCGAAUGUUUUCUUUGUUUUUGAAUAAUAUUGUAUGUUUUGAUGUUCUUCUUCUAUUAAAGUUUCUGCUAUUGUUCUACAUAUGUUUUUGUAUAUGUUUUGAUUGUUUACUUUUGAAUA
This is a messenger RNA of Mercurialis annua (annual mercury), 1382 nucleotides long. RefSeq names its product 1-aminocyclopropane-1-carboxylate oxidase homolog 1-like. Lineage: Eukaryota; Viridiplantae; Streptophyta; Magnoliopsida; Malpighiales; Euphorbiaceae. The transcript is spliced from 3 exons. The record is from RefSeq and is a predicted model, not a curated record. Bases 106 to 1209 code for a protein of 367 amino acids.